Drosophila kikkawai is the source of this 885-nucleotide messenger RNA. It is a transcript of the gene Femcoat, whose product is annotated as femcoat. Lineage: Eukaryota; Metazoa; Arthropoda; Insecta; Diptera; Drosophilidae. The record is from RefSeq and is a predicted model, not a curated record.
GCAGGCCCAAAUAUGCUGCGAGCUUGACAGAUUGCUUGGCGAAUGCACGUGCUUAUCGCCGGGGCGAGGGGCAGCACGUGCUCUCCAGCAGCUGCAGUGUCUUGGACUCGGAUUCAGAUUUUUGGGUUAUAAGUAGCCAAGGCCAGCUGGGAUGGAGCAGACCGAAACCCGAGUGCCAAGAAUCAAGCAGAAACCAAAUACUGAGUACACUGAGACAAUGCUUAGUUUCGGGCAACAACUAAUCCUGCUGGCGCUGGCCUGCUUUGCACUGCAAAUGGCCAACGGCCUCUUCCUGCCCACACUGGAGGAUCUAGUGGAUAAGAAGGAGGCGAAACUGGACCUUUUCGGGGCCAAAAAACAGAAGGAGCUGCUCAAGAAACUGGAUUUCCUCAAUUUGUUCUCUGAAAAAGUGGAGGCCAAGCUGGAGAAAAAAGAGGAUGAGUGGGAGAAGUUCAAGCAGUGGUGGGAUGAGAAAAAAGAAAAGGAGCUGGCCUUCUUCGAGGCCAAAAAGGAAAAGGAGCUGGCCUUCUUCGAGGGCAAACUGGCCAAGAAGACGAGUAAGAAGAACAAGCCCAAAAAGACAACGGUGAAGCCAUGCUAUAGCUACCAGGAGGAGGAAGAGGAGUAUGUCACCGAGGCAUACGAGGAGGAGGAGGAGUAUGAAUCCGAGGAGGUCACCGAAAAGUCCUGUCCCAAGUGCUACGAAAAGCCAACCUAUUCCUAUGAAAAGCCAACCUAUUCCUAUGAUUUGAAAGAUGAUGCCGACGAGGGCGAUGUGCGUUACUUUACAUGAACACCAGGACAAGGCUAAUUGGCUCCGGCUAGAUGGAUGGAUGGAUGGACGGAUAUUUAUUUAUUGCAUUUUCUCCCCGUCGCAUCGCAUCG